AUGAAGGCUGUUCUUCUCUUCUCUGCUCUCAUUGCAUGCAGUCUUGCCCAGUUUAGCGAAACUGCUAGACAACAAAUUGUGGAUGCUCAUAACACUCUAAGAUCUUCAAUUGCCAAAGGUACCUAUGUCGCCAAUGAAAUAACUAAACCACGUGGAGCGAAUAUUCUAAAAAUAAAGUGGGACUACUCUCUUGAAGCUUCAGCUCGAAUCUAUUCUCACUCCUGCACAGAUUGGUUUUCUAGUGUCAGUAGAGUUGGAGCGAACGUCUAUUACAAAUGGAAUCUAAUCGAAUCAUUGGAUUAUUUUGUCGUGUGGGGUUCGUGCUGCCAACAAAUGGGAGAAAGAGUUCCAAGAUUUCGGAUAGGAAACAUUUAUAACGAAGAAAUCUACAAAGAAGGAGACACCUGCUCGGCCUGUUCAUCGCCGACAAAGUGCGAGGAAGCUUCAGGACUUUUACAUAAUGUGUUGUUUGUGGUUUGCAAAAAUGACCCCUCAAAAAAUGAAAUGAAACGUUGUGUUGUUGUUUGUCUAUAUAAGAACCGAGAAAGCAUCUUACACCAAAAAAUCUACCAACAAGGAGCUACUUGCUUGGCCAGCCCAUAUCCGGCACAGAGCUGGGAUUUUACGUUUACGGAUUUUACGGAAUUUUGA
Caenorhabditis briggsae is the source of this 651-nucleotide messenger RNA. Bases 1 to 651 code for a protein of 216 amino acids. NCBI's taxonomy places the organism in Eukaryota, Metazoa, Nematoda, Chromadorea, Rhabditida, Rhabditidae. The transcript has 5 exons. The record is from RefSeq and is a predicted model, not a curated record.